UGUUCCUCAUCUGUAAAUUUAUUUAUGAAGAAUAUCUGACAGGGACUAAACAAGCCUAGGUGGCUCUAAUGAUGCAACUCUCAGAAUCUGAGCGUGAGGCCAUCUGUGUGCCAGGGUGGGUGCGUGUAUGUGGCAAAGGACAUAAGAGCUGAGGGUCAGUGGUGACCCCUCCCACGCAGAGGACCCCCCCCCCUUGCUCUCUGCGUGCGUGUGUGACAAGACUUAAAGCUGGACAUAUACCUCACGCGUUCUUUUAAAAGCAGACGUCAUCUCGGGGUAAGAAUCACAGCUCUCCAGAAUUUCGACUCACUUUUGUUACAAAUCCAGCUGUAUUUCCAAACUUGAUAAUUUUCUUUAAACAAGUAUUAUUUUGAAUCAUGUCCGACUUUACAGGAAGACCUGCAGCUAUAAGUUCUCAGGUUCUGUCCACGUUGUUCGAUCGUAAGUAAAUACAAUUCUCAAAUUCUCUUUCUCUAGUCAUAUACUGAAUAUAUAUAUGUAUAUACAGAAAUGCAUCAUGCUUAAUAAUGAUUUUCUUAUUUUUAGGGGCAGUCUCAGAAGAUCCAAACAUUGUCUUAGAGUCGGAAUUUAUAAGCGGUAAGUUUGUUUUCAGCAUACCUUUUUUUCUUCUUUAACCAGAGUUGUAACAUAAUUUAAAAUAUUAUUUGCUUACAGAUCUUGCCAAUACUCAGGAGACAUACCAGAACCACACAGCAUUAAACAAUACAAUUGAUAACCGGGAGAAUCCUAGGAAGAACCGCUUGUCAUUGAAUAAAAAAAGAACUGACUCUGAAGCUAUCAGAUCAUCACAGCUGGUGAAUACGGCUCUGACACCAUCCGGUUCUGUUCAGACAGGAGUACACAGCAUAACCCGUGAUGAAGACGUAAUUCUCAUCUCGUCUGAAUCGGAAGACGAACCUGUGGCAGACCUGCCUUCAGGGCAGAGAUUUGAUUUCAUCUCCGUCACGCCUCCUCCCACACCACGGCAGGCUGCCAGGGCAAGGCCAGACAUCGAACAGAGAGCAGAACCAGAACCUGAAGCGGAACCGGAACCAGAACCUGAAGCGGAACCGGAACCAGAAGCGCUACCUGAGAGGCCUACUAAUUCUCACCACCCAUCUUCCGGACUCAGGGGCUGGGAGAGGAAGAGGAGAGCACAUAAUCUCCAAUUCAGAACCGUUUUAUUAGAUGGAUUGAUUACAGAAUCUUUCAUGCUGCUGGACAGACCUCCUACGGACAGAGGACGACGACGACAAGCUCUGGCUCGCAACCGAGAACAAGUUAAAAUCCUGCUACAAGCCAGCAGAACAGUGUUGCAUAAUCUUUCCUCCGAUGCAAAGGUGAUUGUGAAAUGAAUCAUGUAUGAUUUGUCUCUUAUAACUCAGUAAAGAAUGGAAGACCAACAAGCUAGAGUUGAAUCAUCUCAAUCAGAUUAUUCCCAACAAAUUUCUAAUUCCAUCCAAACUCUGCAAACACUUGCAUUAGCAUUGAAUACUGGGGGAAAUGACUUUUCACAGAGCCCUGCUCUUAGCCCUGCUAGAUCACCAAUCUCUGAUAUUUUAAACGCAUCUGAAGUCUCAGACUAUUUAAGACAAAUUAACGAUGCAGUCCGCGGUUUAAAUGACUACAUAUCUCCGCAAAACUCACCGGCUGCCUCAUCUGUGUUGGAUGAAACUUUUCAAAAUACAGAAUCUCAAUCAGAUUAUUCCCAACAAAUUAUUAAUUCCAUCCAGAUUCUACAAACAAUCGCUUCAGCUUUGAAUACCGGGGAAAAUAACUUUUCACAGAGCCCUGCUCUUAGCCCUGCUAGAUCACCAAUCUCUGAUAUUUUAAACGCAUCUGAAGUCUCAGACUAUUUCAGACAAAUUAACGAUGCAGUCCGUGGUUUAAAUGACUACAUAUCUCCGCAAAACUCACCCGUUGGUUCACCGGCUACUUCGUCUAGCAUUUCAUUAGAUGAAGGUUUUCAAAAUACAGAAUGUGUGUUACCAUCUGAAACAGUUUCUGCAGCAAAUGAUCAAGCACGGUAGCAACAGCAGCGAGGAGGUAAUCUAGAUCAAAAUCAGAGAAUUGAACGUCAGCGUUUCAAUAACAUUGAAAUAAGGAGAUCGUUAUCAAUCGGGCCUCCAACCCAAGCUGUACCUGACAUUGCUGAAUUCUACACCGCAGUUAUGAAUGUUUUAACUGAUCUGGCAAUUGAUGCAAGAUCAAUAGCUGAACGUAAUGACUUUGUACAGUUAGAAUUAGUGUGGGGUGAUAUUUCUCAUCACAUAAAUAUCUCUGUUACUGAUAACGACGCAAUCCUGCCUGCAUUUGAAGAAUUUUUAGAUGAGCUCGUUCAAUCUAAUGCAGAGCUGCCCUCAGAAAGUAAUUUGGAGCUGAUUCUUCAGAUAGUCAAGAAUCCUACAGGAGGUUCAAAACGCAAGGCUGAAAGAACAUUGGAAUGUGAAUUGAUUAAUAAGAAGAGGCGUCACCUGUAUAUUGUAGAAAAUACAGGAAAUAAAUUGUGUUUUGCUACCAGCCUGGCACAUAUAGCUCACCCUGAAUUUACAGAUAAACAAGCUCUUGAACAGGGAAGAAAGUGGCAGCAUCAGGCAGGUCUAACUGAUCAGACAGCGGUUACAUUCAGCGACGUCGCAAAGUUUGAAAACAUUCUACAAAGAAAAAUUGUAGUGUUUCAUCGAACCUCAAAAGAUAGGGCUUUAUCUAAAUUUGAAACAGAUUUCCAAAAUCGUUCAAAUCCCUGCUUUCUCCUCCUCCAUAAUAAUCACUUCUAUGGCAUUAGGAAUCUUGCAGGUUUUACCGGGUCGAGAUAUAUUUGCAGAUUUUGUUACGGCGGUCAUAAUAAUUCUAACACCCAUCAUUGCCAAGGUUACUGUGGUGUCUGCAGUUGUUACAGUUGCACACAACUGCAGUACAAUCCAGUACAUUGCGAUGACUGUAACAGAAUAUGUCGAAACUCUACAUGCUUCGAUAGGCACAAAGAACCUCGCAACAGACCUCAUGCUGAAAUGCUUGUAAGUGAUUGCGAGACGAUCAAAUUUUGUUCUACGUGUAAAAGGUUGUAUCGCGUUCCUAUGAACAAAGAGAAAACUUUACACAUAUGUGAAUCAAAAUGUGUCAUCUGCGGUGAAAAAAAUCUACCUCCUGGUACAGAUGUAACUCUUAACGAUCAUCAAUGCUACAUUCAAACCAGUACUACUGAUGACAAACUUCAUGACAAACUUGUGUUUUACGAUUUUGAAACCUUUGUAGAUCAGAGCGGCGUACAUAAACCCUUUCUAGUCUGUUCAAAAACUGUGAAAGGUGUUGAAUGGCACGCUUAUGGCCUGGAUUGUGCACAGCAAUUCCUUCUUCAUUUUCGAAGACCAAUGUUUAAGGGACACACCUUCAUCGCACAUAAUGCACGUGGGUUUGAUAGUUAUUUAUUGCUUAACUCUAUGGUGCAGUUAGGUAUCAAGCCUUUUCUAAUCAUGCAAGGAGGAAAAGUUCUUUGUUUUACAGACCCCGAUUACAAAUUGAAAUUCAUUGAUAGCCUGUCAUUUCUGACUAUGAAACUGAGUGCCAUGCCGAAAGCACUGGGCUUCCAUGACCGCUCGAAAGGAUAUUUUCCCCACGAAUUUUCCGCUGAAGAGCAUCUCAAGUAUGUGGGUGUGUUUCCUCCUUUAGAUUCGUACGGCGUCAAACUUAUGAAUCCUGAUGAGAGGCAGAAAAUUACUGAUUGGUACGGUGAAGCAUCCAAAGGCAUUUUUGACUUUGAGAAAGAAUCCCUGCAUUAUUGCAAAAAUGAUGUGGACAUUCUUUUUCAAGGUUGUGUUAAAUUCAGAGAGGAGUUUUUUAAGGAGACAAAUGUGGAUCCCUUUAAGAACAUCACAAUUGCUUCUGCAUGCAUGCAGGUUUUUGUGACCAAUUUUCUUCCAGAGAAAUCCUUGGCGAUCCCAUCCGCUGUAGAUUACAGGCGUGGGUCCAAAACUUUCUCCAAUGCUUCAAUUCAGUGGCUAGAGUGGAAGAUGGACAGUGAGAACUUACAAAUUGAGCACGCGCUAAACUCGGGCGAACGCAAAAUCGGACCCUAUUUUGUCGACGGAUUCGCAGUAAUCUCAGGUUUAGCCACCGUAUUCUCUUUCAAAGGACACAUUUCAGUCUGCUUGAAACACCGAGGGCAGGCAUGAUAAAGACACCCGUUGAAAGAGAAUACGGUGGCUAAACCUGAGAUUACUGCGAAUCCGUCGACAAAAUAGGGUCCGAUUUUGCGUUCGCCCGAGUUUAGCGCGUGCUCAAUUUGUAAGUUCUCACUGUCCAUCUUCCACUCUAGCCACUGAAUUGAAGCAUUGGAGAAAGUUUUGGACCCACGCCUGUAAUCUACAGCGGAUGGGAUCGCCAAGGAUUUCUCUGGAAGAAAAUUGGUCACAAAAACCUGCAUGCAUGCAGAAGCAAUUGUGAUGUUCUUAAAGGGAUCCACAUUUGUCUCCUUAAAAAACUCCUCUCUGAAUUUAACACAACCUUGAAAAAGAAUGUCCACAUCAUUUUUGCAAUAAUGCAGGGAUUCUUUCUCAAAGUCAAAAAUGCCUUUGGAUGCUUCACCGUACCAAUCAGUAAUUUUCUGCCUCUCAUCAGGAUUCAUAAGUUUGACGCCGUACGAAUCUAAAGGAGGAAACACACCCACAUACUUGAGAUGCUCUUCAGCGGAAAAUUCGUGGGGAAAAUAUCCUUUCGAGCGGUCAUGGAAGCCCAGUGCUUUCGGCAUGGCACUCAGUUUCAUAGUCAGAAAUGACAGGCUAUCAAUGAAUUUCAAUUUGUAAUCGGGGUCUGUAAAACAAAGAACUUUUCCUCCUUGCAUGAUUAGAAAAGGCUUGAUACCUAACUGCACCAUAGAGUUAAGCAAUAAAUAACUAUCAAACCCACGUGCAUUAUGUGCGAUGAAGGUGUGUCCCUUAAA
This is a messenger RNA of Xiphophorus hellerii (green swordtail), 4939 nucleotides long. Its product is annotated as translation initiation factor IF-2-like. Bases 2172 to 4172 code for a protein of 666 amino acids. Gene Ontology annotation, molecular function: DNA binding; nucleotide binding; DNA-directed DNA polymerase activity. Lineage: Eukaryota; Metazoa; Chordata; Actinopteri; Cyprinodontiformes; Poeciliidae. The record is from RefSeq and is a predicted model, not a curated record. The transcript is spliced from 5 exons. Gene Ontology annotation, biological process: DNA replication.